GACGUAGCCGAAGCUGAGAAAGUCCGAAAGCAGAUUGAGGAGAAGAAAAGGGAAGCGAAGAGAUUGAAAGAAAAGGAGCAGCGCAAGGCUGCGCGAAAAGCUGAAAAGAAAGAGCGCAAGGAAGAGCAGCGCAAGGAGAAGAAAGCCAGAAGGGCUGAGAAGCAAGAGAAGAAAAGAAGUGAGUAG
Molecule: messenger RNA, 186 nt
Organism: Symbiodinium pilosum
Lineage: Eukaryota; Dinophyceae; Suessiales; Symbiodiniaceae
Source: the annotation of a GenBank genome assembly